AUCUACGGCAUCUCCGCCCGCAACCUCCAAGCCCGCAGCGGCAGCAACACCGAGACGUUCGCCCUCCUCGACGCCCAGGGCUGCCCCACCGAGCCGGACAUCUUCCCCGAGAUGCGGCUGGAUCCGGUCACCAAGAGCCUGUUCGCGGAGUUCGAGGCCUUCAAGUUCAGCAACGACGCGGUCGUCCGCUUCCUGGUCACCGUUCAGUUCUGCCUCGAGGAGUGCCCGCCGGCGCGGUGCGGCCAUUCGGACUCCUACGGCCGCAGGCGGAAGAGAGCCACCUACAACCAGAAGAAGAAGGCGGAGGGCCGGGCGCGGAACAAGGAGCAGGCGAUCGACAGCAAGGAAUACCGGGCGGAGGAGGAGGAGGAGGAGGAGGAGGAGGAGAUGGAGGAGGACCCGGUGGUGUACCACGUGACGCCGCUGCAGAAGGAGAUCAUCGUGGAUGGCACCUUCAUCUCGCCGCUGAACGAUUCGCCGGCGCCUUUGGACGUCCAGAGCGGAUCGGUGGGAGGAGAGGAGGUGGUCUGCACGACGAAGCCGGUCGUGAUCGCCGCGGUCGUGAGCACGGCGAUCCUCCAACUCUGCAUCCUCGCCGUCUGCCUCAUGUGCAUCCACGUCCACCGCGGGAAGAGGAAGGACGGGGAGAUGCUCCACACCUCGUCCGAGCUGGAGAUCACCUACGGAUCCACGACCGGCCUGCCCACGUCCACGUUCGCCGCGACUCGACGGCCGAUCCGCAACCCGGCCUUCCGCGAAUGAUGGACGCCCGUCGCCUAAAGGUAAAACCCGUGACAGUUGUGAUAUACGUGAAGAAGCGACUGGAUUGUUCCCUCUCGAAUCCCUCCAAAAGCGUCGUUUUUCGCUGUGCUGUGCAUGGCCUCGCCUUGCUCAAGAAAAAGCAACAACCGACGAGCAAAGACGCACCUGACUUUGCUCAACAUCCGAGAAAGAAAACCGACCAAGACAGUGUUUACACGUGCCAGUUGCUUCUCCCAUCGUUAUUGUUCCUGUUUCCCCCCCUAACUUAUUGAAUGUCCGUAAUUAUGGCGAGCGGAGCGUCGACUGUAUAAAAUCGAGAGAGACC
Darwinula stevensoni is the source of this 1087-nucleotide messenger RNA. Lineage: Eukaryota; Metazoa; Arthropoda; Ostracoda; Podocopida; Darwinulidae. The record is from the annotation of a GenBank genome assembly.